AUGUCUCCCAUCGUCGCUCGUGCCGCCAUCCGCGCCGCCGGCCGCCGCAACUUCUCCGUCAUGCGCUCCGUCCGCAACGCCAUGCGCUCCUUUGAGCCCCACCCCUUCGAGCGCCUGCCCACCACCCAGACCGCGCAGGGCGCCGACGUCGGCAAGAUGGCCAAGCGGGUCGCCGGCCAGGCCGUCAUCUACGUGCCCGGCGUCGCGCUCGUCCUCGGCUGGCCCUACCUCGCCGCCGUCGGCCUCGACGGCCACAUCUAA
This is a messenger RNA of Thyridium curvatum, 261 nucleotides long. RefSeq lists its product as uncharacterized. The transcript has a single exon. Bases 1 to 261 code for a protein of 86 amino acids. The record is from RefSeq and is a predicted model, not a curated record. Lineage: Eukaryota; Fungi; Ascomycota; Sordariomycetes; Thyridiales; Thyridiaceae.